This is a messenger RNA of Mytilus trossulus (common blue mussel), 6312 nucleotides long. RefSeq names its product serine-rich adhesin for platelets-like. The coding region runs from base 1 to 6312 and encodes 2103 amino acids. Lineage: Eukaryota; Metazoa; Mollusca; Bivalvia; Mytilida; Mytilidae. The record is from RefSeq and is a predicted model, not a curated record. The transcript has 11 exons.
AUGUAUCUUGAGUGCGUUAAAGUCAUGUUGGAUGGAUCCCAACCAUCUGAUGUCACAGUAGAUAGUUCUUCUAAUGCUCCAGGGGAUCUACCAUCAGAUUCACAGAAACCAAAAGGAUGGAGUCCAGCUGAUACAGACGAAAACCCUAAACUUAUCUUUAAGAUAAACGAUGAAGAUGAUACAUCACAAUUGUACUCCAUAACUUUUGAUGAAACCAAUGUUGAAUCUGUAAUUGUGAAAAUCAAACAGGAUACAACUGUAAUAGAUAGAAUACCUGUUGACAAUUUUGACAGUCCUAUCAGUCUAGGUGGAAAACCUGGAAACAUCAUCGAAUUGAUUAUUAAACCAGACACUACUGAUGAGACAACAACAAUUAGUAAUGUAGUAAUUAAGGCAUGUUUCGAAGAGAUUGAAACAACUACUGCUAUUACAACAAAAGCUCCUACCACAUCAACGACACUAACAACUGGAACCAGUGUCGUAACAACUCCAAGUGUUACUAGUUCUAUAUUGACACAACCUAGUACUACCACUAUCACUACAACACCAUCGUCAACUACAGAAACUACUGUCAUAACAUCUGAAACUACACCAACAGUUUCAUCAACAACAACCGUUUUGACAACAACAGAGUGCGUUAAAGUCAUGUUGGAUGGAUCCCAACCAUCUGAUGUCACAGUAGAUAGUUCUUCUAAUGCUCCAGGGGAUCUACCAUCAGAUUCACAGAAACCAAAAGGAUGGAGUCCAGCUGAUACAGACGAAAACCCUAAAUUAAUCUUUAAGAUAAACGAUGAAGAUGAUACAUCACAAUUGUACUCCAUAACUUUUGAUGAAACCAAUGUUGAAUCUGUAAUUGUGAAAAUUAAACAGGAUACAUCUGUAAUAGACAGAAUACCUGUUGACAACUUUGACAGUCCUAUCAGUCUAGGUGGAAAACCUGGAAACAUCAUCGAAUUGAUUAUUAAACCAGACACUACUGAUGAGACACCAACCAUUAGUAAUGUAGUAAUUAAGGCAUGUUUCGAAGAGAUUGAAACAACUACUGCUAUUACUACAAAAGCCCCUACCACAUCAACGACACAAACAACUGGAACCAGUGUCGUAACAACUCCAAGUGUUAGUAGUUCUGUAUCGACACAACCUACUACUACCACUAUCACUACAACACCAUCGUCAACUACAGAAACUACUGUCAUUACAUCUGAAACUACACCAAGAGUUUCACCAACAACAACCGUUUUGACAACAACAGAGUGCGCUAAAGUUAUGUUGGAUGGAUCUCAACCAACUGAUGUCACGGUAGAUAGUUCUUCUAAUGCACCAGGAGAUGUGGCAGCAGAUUCACAGAUACAAAAAGGAUGGACUCCAGAUGAUACAGACGAAAACCCUAAACUAACCUUUAAGAUAAACGAUGCAGAUGAUACAUCAGAAUUGUACUCCAUAACUUUUGAUGAAACUAAUGUUGAAUCUGUAACAGUUAUUGUCAAACAGGAUACAACUGUAAUAGAUAGAAUACCUGUAUUUGAGUUUGAUAGUCCUGUUGAUCUAAAGGGAGUGUCUGGUAACGUAAUUGUACUAAAAAUAGUUCCGCAAAAUGAUCAGUUGUCACCUACUAUCAAAAACGUUGUCAUAAAGGCUUGUUUUGAACCAUCUGCAACAACAACAAUUGCUGCUACUACACCUUUGACCAGCAAAACAACCAUUAUUACAUCUACUGCUGGAUUUUCUACUGCUUCUGAGACUGCUCAGCCUACAACUUUGACAACUGGCACAACAACAGUAUCAACCACUUCUGUUGAAACAUCAGCAACACAACCUAGUGUGAGUACAUCUGCUGUUACACAACCAAGUGUGAGUACCUCUGCUGCUACACAACCAAGUGUGAGUACAUCUGCUGCUACACAACCAAGUGUUAGUACAUCUGCUGCUACACAACCAAGUGUGAGUACAUCUGCUGCUACACAACCAAGUGUUAGUACCUCUGCUGCUACACAACCAAGUGUAAGUACCUCUGCUGCUACACAACCAAGUGUGAGUACCUCGGCUGUUACACAACCAAGUGUUAGUACAUCUGCUGCUACACAACCAAGUGUGAGUACCUCGGCUGUUACACAACCUAGUGUUAUUACAUCUGCUGCUACACAACCAAGUGUGAGUACCUCUGCUGCUACACAACCAAGUGUGAGUACAUCUGCUGCUACACAACCAAGUGUGAGUACAUCUGCUGCUACACAACCAAGUGUUAGUACCUCUGCUGCUACACAACCAAGUGUGAGUACAUCUGCUGCUACACAACCAAGUGUAAGUACCUCUGCUGCUACACAACCAAGUGUUAGUACCUCUGCUGCUACACAACCAAGUGUGAGUACAUCUGCAGCUACAACAACAAGUGUGAGUACCUCUGCUGUUCCAACGACAAGUGUUAGUACUUCUGCUGCUACACAACCAAGUGUGAGUACAUCUGCUGCUACACAACCAAGUGUAAGUACCUCUGCAGCUACAACAACAAGUGUAAGUACCUCGGCUGCUACAACGACAAGUGUUAGUACUUCUGCUGCUACACAACCAAGUGUUAGUACAUCUGCUGCUACACAACCAAGUGUGAGUACAUCUGCUGCUACACAACCAAGUGUGAGUACCUCUGCUGCUACACAACCAAGUGUUAGUACUUCUGCUGCUACACAACCAAGUGUGAGUACAUCUGCUGCUACACAACCAAGUGUAAGUACCUCUGCAGCUACAACAACAAGUGUAAGUACCUCUGCUGCUACACAGCCAAGUUUAAGUACUUCUGCUGCUACACAACCAAGUGUUAGUACAUCUGCUGCUACACAACCAAGUGUGAGUACCUCUGCUGCUACACAACCAAGUGUGAGUACAUCUGCUGCUACAACGACAAGUAUUAGUACAUCUGCUGCUACACAACCAAGUGUGAGUACAUCUGCUGCUACACAACCAAGUGUGAGUACAUCUGCUGCUACACAACCAAGUGUAAGUACCUCUGCUGCUACAACGACAAUUGUUAGUACUUCUGCUGCUACACAACUAAGUGUUAGUACAUCUGCUGCUACACAAUCAAGUGUGAGUACAUCUGCUGCUACACAACCAAGUGUAAGUACCUCUGCUGUUACACAACCAAGUGUGAGUACAUCUGUGGCUACAACGACAAGUGUUAUAACAUCUGCUGCUACACAACCAAGUAUAAGUACAUCUGCUGUUACACAACCAAGUGUAAGUACCUCUGCUGUUACACAGCCAAGUGAAAGUACCUCUGCUGCUACAACGACAAGUGUUAGCACAUCUGCUGCUACACAACCAAGUGUAAGUACAACUGCUGCUACACAACCAAGUGUUAGUACAUCUGCUGCUACAACGACAAGUGUGAGUACAUCUGCUGCUACACAACCAAGUAUAAGUACCUCUGCUAUUACGCAACCAAGUGUUACUACUUCUGCUGCUACAACGACAAGUGUAAGUACAUCUGCUGCUACACAACCAAGUGUUAGUACAUCUGCUGCUACACAACCAAGUGUGAGUACAUCUGCUGCUACACAACCAAGUGUGAGUACGACUGAGGCUACAACAACAGGUAUAAGUACCUCUGCUGCUACACAACCAAGUGUAAGUACAUCUGCUGCUACAACGACAAGUGUAAGUACAUCUGCUGCUACACAACCAAGUGUGAGUACCUCUGCUGCUACACAACCAAGUGUGAGUACCUCUGCCGUUACAACGACAAGCGUUAGUACAUCUGCUGCUACACAACCAAGUGUGAGUACCUCUGCUGCUACAACGACAAGUGUAAGUACAUCUGCUGCUACACAACCAAGUGUGAGUACAUCUGCUGCUACACAACCAAGUGUGAGUACCUCUGCUGCUACACAACCAAGUGUUAGUACCUCUGCUGCUACAACGACCAUUGUUAGUACUUCUGCUGCUACACAACCAAGUGUUAGUACAUCUGCUGCUACACAACCAAGUGUGAGUACAUCUGCUGCUACACAACCAAGUGUAAGUACCUCUGCUGUUACACAGCCAAGUGUGAGUACAUCUGUGGCUACAACGACAAGUGUUAUUACAUCUGCUGCUACACAACCAAGUAUAAGUACAUCUGCUGUUACACAACCAAGUGUAAGUACCUCUGCUGUUACACAGCCAAGUGAAAGUACCUCUGCUGCUACAACGACAAGUGUUAGCACAUCUGCUGCUACACAACCAAGUGUAAGUACAACUGCUGCUACACAACCAAGUGUUAGUACAUCUGCUGCUACAACGACAAGUGUGAGUACAUCUGCUGCUACACAACCAAGUGUAAGUACCUCUGCUGUUACGCAACCAAGUGUUAGUACUUCUGCUGCUACAACGACAAGUGUAAGUACAUCUGCUGCUACACAACCAAGUGUUAGUACAUCUGCUGCUACACAACCAAGUGUGAGUACAUCUGCUGCUACACAACCAAGUGUAAGUACGACUGAGGCUACAACAACAGGUAUAAGUACCUCUGCUGCUACACAACCAAGUGUAAGUACAUCUGCUGCUACAACGACAAGUGUAAGUACAUCUGCUGCUACACAACCAAGUGUUAGUACAUCUGCGGCUACACAACCAAGUGUGAGUACCUCUGCCGUUACAACGACAAGCGUUAGUACAUCUGCUGCUACACAACCAAGUGUGAGUACCUCUGCUGCUACAACGACAAGUGUAAGUACAUCUGCUGCUACACAACCAAGUGUGAGUACCUCUGCUGCUACAACGACAGGUGUAAGUACAUCUGCUGCUACACAACCAAGUGUAAGUACAUCUGCUGUUACACAACCAACUGUAAGUACCUCUGCUGCUACACAACCAAGUGUGAGUACAUCUGCUGCUACACAACCAAGUGUUAGUACCUCUGCUGCUACACAACCAAGUGUUAGUACCUCUGCUGCUACACAACCAAGUGUGAGUACCUCUGCUGCUACAACGACAAGUGUAAGUACAUCUGCUGCUACACAACCAAGUGUAAGUACCUCUGCUGCUACAACGACAAGUGUGAGUACAUCUGCUGCUACACAACCAAGUGUGAGUACCUCUGCUGCUACAACGACAAGUGUAAGUACAUCUGCUGCUACACAACCAAGUGUAAGUACAUCUGCUGUUACACAACCAAGUGUGAGUACAUCUGCUGCUACACAACCAAGUGUGAGUACCUCUGCUGCUACACAACCAAGUGUUAGUACUUCUGCUGCUACACAGCCAAGUGUUAGUACCUCUGCUGCUACACAACCAAGUGUAAGUACCUCUGCUGCCACAACAACAAUUGUGAGUACAUCUGCUGCUACACAACCAAGUGUGAGUACAUCUGCUGCUACACAACCCAGUGUGAGCACAUCUGCUGCUACACAACCAAGUGUAAGUACCUCUGCUGUUACACAGCCAAGUGUGAGUACAUCUGUGGCUACAACGACAAGUGUUAUUACAUCUGCUGCUACACAACCAAGUAUAAGUACAUCUGCUGUUACACAACCAAGUGUAAGUACCUCUGCUGUUACACAGCCAAGUGAAAGUACCUCUGCUGCUACAACGACAAGUGUUAGUACCUCUGCUGCUACACAAUCAAGUGUUAGUACCUCUGCUGCUACACAACCAAGUGUGAGUACCUCUGCUGCUACAACGACAAGUGUAAGUACAUCUGCUGCUACACAACCAAGUGUAAGUACCUCUGCUGCUACAACGACAAGUGUGAGUACAUCUGCUGCUACACAACCAAGUGUGAGUACCUCUGCUGCUACAACGACAAGUGUAAGUACAUCUGCUGCUACACAACCAAGUGUAAGUACAUCUGCUGUUACACAACCAAGUGUGAGUACAUCUGCUGCUACACAACCAAGUGUGAGUACCUCUGCUGCUACACAACCAAGUGUUAGUACUUCUGCUGCUACACAGCCAAGUGUUAGUACCUCUGCUGCUACACAACCAAGUGUAAGUACCUCUGCUGCCACAACAACAAUUGUGAGUACAUCUGCUGCUACACAACCAAGUGUGAGUACAUCUGCUGCUACACAACCCAGUGUGAGCACAUCUGCUGCUACACAACCAAGUGUGAGUACCUCUGCUAAUACACAACCAAGUGUAAGUACCUCUGCUGCUACACAACCAAGCGUAAGUGUAGUGACCGAAACACAAACAACUGCUGGCCCAAAAACUGGAUCUACUGCUGGAUUUUCUACACCUUCUGAAACAGCUCAACCUACCACUUUAACAACUGGUACAACAACGACUUCCACUACUGUUUCAACGACAAGUACAGGUAAGGCUUCACUUAAGUUCUAG